Molecule: messenger RNA, 1538 nt
Organism: Arachis duranensis
Lineage: Eukaryota; Viridiplantae; Streptophyta; Magnoliopsida; Fabales; Fabaceae
Product: protein SOSEKI 1
Exons: 7
Coding region: 72-1328 (418 amino acids)
Source: RefSeq, a predicted model, not a curated record
AAGGGAAAAAAGCCAAAGGGAACAAGAACAAGAACAAGAGCAACAAAGCAAGAAAGAAAGGCAUAACAAUAAUGGAAGCAAAAGGUGAAGUGAGAAGGCUUCACAUAAUUUACUUUCUUAGUAACAUAGGUGGUCGUCCAGAUCAUCCUCAUCUCAUUCGUGUUCUUCAUCUUGCUCGUAAUGGUGUUUAUCUCAGAGACGUUAAGAUGUGGCUUGGGGAAUUGAGAGGAAAAGACUUGCCAGAAGCAUUUUCUUGGUCCUACAAGAGGAGGUACAAAAGCGGGUAUGUGUGGCAGGACUUGUUGGAUGACGACCUCAUAACUCCCAUUUCUGACAAUGAAUACGUCCUCAAAGGAUCACAAAUCCAUCCAACCCCAUUUGAAAAUUUUUCCCCUGAUGGAAAGACAAAAUCUCCGCAAGUACAUGUUACAGAGGGAAAACAGCAGCCAUCUCUAAUAGAAGAAGAAUCUAGAAUUAUUGGACGAGACAGGGAGUCCAAAAUGGAUACUCCUACGAAAGUAUCAUCGGAGAUCAGCCAGGACUCCUUGGUGUUUAGCUCCGAGAGGUCGUCCGUGACGACGGACGGAUACGAAUCUUGCAAGGCAGAAGAAGAGAAGGAAAAGCCUUCGGUGAGAAGCAACAAAGAAUGCAGCAUUGAAAAAGAACACGAGAAACCGGAGAAUUGUGCAUUGCCUUCUUUGUACCACAAACUUCUGAGUAAGAGUAUUGGUAACAAAGAAGAACAGAACAAAACUGAUACACCUGAUUCUUCUUUUUCUACCUCCUCCUCUUCGUCGUCACAAUCCUCCUUUAGCAAGCUUAGGAACAGUUCGAACCGAGUUUCGAUGGCAUUCCGGAACUGGAUUUCUUGUGGGACAGUGGAUACAAAUGAUGCAGCUCUAAUAAGGAUGGGAGAUGCUAAGAAAAUUGAUUCAAAUGAGUCUAUGACUAACUUACCAGAAAAUAAAGCACAGAUUUGUAAAGGAGACAAAUUCGGAGGAUCAGCCAGGUGUUUUAGAAUUUCUUGGAAUAAUGAUCAACAAGAAAACCAACAUGGGGCCAGAAAAAGUUUUGAUGGGGAGGAAACAAACAGAAGCAGGAGAAAGCUGGGUGACUUCUUAAAUCAAACUCAUCACAAACCACUUGGUGAACCAAUUUGCUCGCUAUGUGGGAAGCCGUUCAAACCAGAGAAAAUGUACAAACACAUGAAGUCUUGUAAAGGAAUCAAAGCAUUGGGAACAUCCACUGCAACAGCAGCACUUGCUGACAAGACACAGCUUCAUAGAUCAUCAACUUCCAAUCAUACAAAUUACCUUUUGACUAAUUAGAAAGAUGAAAAUCCCUUUCACCCUCUAGAACCAACUUAGCAUUUGGCUUUUAUGUUUAGAUGUAGCUCAUCCUAUUAGAUAUUCUUGUCUUUCUCUGCUAGUUCAAGUCAACGCCUGCUUCGAAUGUGAGGCCUACUUGGGUCUAUACCAUCUUUAUAUAGCAAAGAGGUAUAUAAUAUAACGACUCCGUAUAUAAGACAAAAUUAUAUU